Molecule: messenger RNA, 2097 nt
Organism: Akanthomyces muscarius
Lineage: Eukaryota; Fungi; Ascomycota; Sordariomycetes; Hypocreales; Cordycipitaceae
Exons: 3
Coding region: 1-2097 (698 amino acids)
Biological process (GO): regulation of transcription by RNA polymerase II; DNA-templated transcription
Cellular component (GO): nucleus
Molecular function (GO): zinc ion binding; RNA polymerase II cis-regulatory region sequence-specific DNA binding; DNA-binding transcription activator activity, RNA polymerase II-specific
Source: RefSeq, a predicted model, not a curated record
AUGCAGCCUCACAGCGAGGUGCGGCGACGGCGGCGGCGCGUCUUGUCCUGCAUGGCCUGCCGCCGCCGCAAAAUUAAAUGCAAUCGCGAGCACCCGUGUCAGCACUGCACCGAGACGCAGCAGGUGUGCAACUACCAGGCGCCCCCGUCGCCGCAGCUGUGGCAGGCGGCCAAGGUGGUGGAGAGGCCGCCGCCGCAAAAUCAAAACAGCUGGCGCUCUGUGAUUUUCUCAUCAGGGAGCAACACGCCCGACUCCUUUGGCGAGGCACCGGUCCAUCAUGAGGCGGCGCCUGUGCCCCCUACGCUGCUGCAGAGUCCGCCGGCAUCACAGCCCACUCCAGCCGCACGCGACGAUCGCAUCUUUGCUCGAAAAUCUGCUGUUCACGACUCGCAGAUUGUUCUGGACAAGACGCGCAUUCUACGAUGGAGUCACUGGAUGGGAGCAGGGCAAGAGUUUGGUCCCAUUUUCGCCUGCUAUCUAGAGACGCUGGGUCCGCAGCAAGACUCUACCCUGUCUCCAGAUGCAAAGGCAGUGCUGGUCGACGCGGCCGAAGUGCUCCAAAAGUGCAAGCGGCUUGCGCGCUCCUCCAAGAUCUGGCGGCCCAGCCGACUGUUUGGCAUGCAAGGCUAUGAUUUGACGCCCCCUGGCCGCCAAAUUGCCGACGCCAUGGCUAUGGAGUACUUUACGUAUUUUGAAACCACGAUUCGGAUCCUGCACAUCCCAUCUUUCUGGAAAUCUUACGACGAGUUCUGGAAGAACCAGAAUUGCACCAAAGUGGAGACUCAACUCACGAUACUGCUGGUAAUUGCCAUCGGCUCCAGCUUGCAGGAUCGCAGCGACGCCUCCGCCGCUAUCCCGAGUAUUGCUCAGAUUCAUCAGUGGAUCUACGCCGCGCAGACAUGGCUUGCAGGCCCAUUGGAAAAGGAUCGGCUGGACACCGCAGGUUUGCAGCUCUAUUGCCUACUUGUCGUUGCCCGACAAAUUUACUCUGUAGGAGGGGAUUUGGUGUGGAUGUCGCUUGGUUCUCUGUUGCAUCGCGCAAUGCAGCUGGGCCUUCACUAUGACCCGAAACAUUUUCAAGGCAUGCCUCUUCUCAAAGCCGAGCUGCGGCGCAGGCUGUGGUACACAAUCUUGGAGCUUCUUAUACAAGGGUCACUGGAUACCGCAAUGCCGCCACGAAUCUCGACAGACGAGUACGACACCGAGCCGCCAUCCAACAUUGACGACAGCGAAUUGGACCAAGACACCCAAGUCCUGCGUCCCAAACCUGAUUCUGAAUACACCGAUACGACUUUACAACGGCAUCUCAUCUUCGCGCUUUCUCCUCGUAUCAGAAUCGUGCGGUAUCUCAACGCCAUCAAGGCGGACCUCUCGUACCCAGAAGCGAUGAGCCUGAGCACUGGCUUGAGCACUGCGCAGAGAAAAGCCACACUCGAUCUCCAAGCAUAUUCCGACAGGAUAUCCCCUUUUCAGCGCAACAUGGUCGACUUUCUGCUGCGGCGCUUCGUCGUGCCGCUGCACAGCCCGUUUGCCUGCGAGGCCCGCACCACACCUGCCUUCUCCUACUCCCUCAAGGCCUGUACCGAGGCGAGCCUGGCGCUCAUCAACCCCGAGCCCGACGCGCGCUUCACCCGCCUCCUCGACUUUGCCGGCGGUCUGUUCCGCGAAGGGCUGCGCUCCGCCAACACGGCUAUCAGCCUGGACCUCAUCAUCCAGACGAGAACGCAGCAAGCGGACGGCACGCUGCACCGCACGCGCACGGUGCGCGAUGCGCUGAAGCGGUCGGUGGUGGACAUGCUGGAGCGCUGCGACAGACGCAUCAGUAAUGGUGAGACGAAUGUUAAGAGCUACGUCUUUUUAAGCAUGGUGCUGGCGAUGACGGAAGCAAUGGAGAAUGCGGAGCCGUGUGAGAUGAAAAUCGCGCAAAGCGCGAGGGAUGCGUUGACGCAUUGUUAUGGCAUUUUGGAAAAUAGUCUUGGUUCUUUUGUAACAAACACGCCGACGGAAGCUGGGUUUCUGUCUGGUGGGUUGGACGCUGGGUACCUGGAUAUGGGCAUGGGCAUGGACUGUUUCUUCUCGGACACGGGAUUUUCAUAA